UUACCAAAUAACAAAGUAAAUUAAAGCUAUGAAGAGGUAUUCUAUAGUGGUAGGACUUUUCUGCUGCAGUUUUCUGUACACAUCAGCCCAACAUUCUGAAGGGCGGCGUAGAUUCACAGUACCAUCUCUUUCUGACAUUUUGACGAGCCCCACUGAUCAUGGCACUGGAGUUAUCAACCUUUUCGAUCCUUCUGGGGGAUUUGGGGAGGCACAAGCUGGAUUUGAAGGCUUAAAUGACGGGUUUGCAAGUCCAUCUGGCGAAAUUGGAAGCGGAAGUGGGACCGCGAACGAGUUUGGAAAUGCCCAAGACGGAUUUGGCGGUCCUGUAGGUGGAAUUGUAGAUGCAAAAGGGCCAGUUCAUGGAGAUGCAACCAUAGAAUCGACAGGUCAAGGCCACGCUCAUGGUCAUGAAGUUCAUCACAACAACGCGGAAAAUGUUGUUCAAAACUCUAUAGGUCAAAACUCUAUAACGGACGCUCUUGGAAAUGCGCCACCUCCACCUACAGGCACACACGUCGAUUUGCCGGGUGAACAUGGAAAUCCCCACGAUUUUCCAGUAAUUCAUCAUGGUGAAGUUCCAAUUCAAGAUCUUCAUCCAAAUAGCAUUGCAGCCAAAAUGAAUAAUUUACCAGGAGACGAUCAUUCCGUUCCUGUCCCGAUGGAGAGUUCACAUGGUCCACAUACUGUAUCCCAUGGUCCUGCCAAUGUGGAUCAUAGCUCAAAUCCAUUUCAUGCGACAAAUGUUCAUAACUUAGCCGGUAGACCCAUAUCAAAAGGAGGUAAUUUUGAAGACUUGACCUCAUUACAAAAUAAUGGUGAUGGUUUUAUGGACUUCGGUGUGCAACAACCCAUACUCACAGUUGACGGGCUACUUAACCUUCCACAUGAUUCAUCAAUUACUGCGAACCAUGCAUCUGAUCAGCACCAUUCAAUGCACAGUAACAUAGACAGUAGCUCAUCUAAAACAGACGGUUUCGUAUCAAAAAGCGAUGGUUUCUUUUCACCUGAAAGUGUAGGACACGUGGAUACAACUCAACAAUCAUUCGAUAAGAUACCAAGUGAUUUACCAGGCCAUCACCAAACCCCGAUAGAUGGCGCGCCUGUUGUUGGUAACACUCAUAUUGACAUGCCAGGACAGCAUGGUGUUCCUAUACACGGAGAACCUGUGGUUCAUAGAGAAGGAAGCAUUAUGCAACCGGGACAAGGAGUGCCAGUAGUUGAUGUUCACGUUGAUAUGCCGGGUGAACUCAAUAACCCACAAGAUGGGGGACCCGUUAUUCACAGAGAAAUACAUCAUGGUAGUGGACAACACCCUGCAGACCGAAACACAAUAGACCUAAAUACAGCAUUGCAUGGCCCCUCAAUAGAUGGUGUACCCAAAGUCCAACACAUAGAUCACAGUGGUAUCCACAUCGACGAGCCAGGGGUUCAUGGUAACAUGUUGAAUGAACCUGCUCUACAUCUACCGCCUGGUGCCACUGUACAAGAUGCAAUAGCGGCCGGAAUAAUCCCUGACCCUUCACUGCCUGAAGCAUUUGAACAUCAAACCGGAACACUGCCAGGUGCGUCUGAUAUUGAACCUUUAAGUAAUGUACAUGUUGAUCUUCCUGGGGAACAUGGAAAUCCAAUUAGUGGCCAAGCAGUUGUACAUAGAGAAAAUGCAGGUGGAUUAGGACACCAAAAUGAAGGGCUUAAUAUUAAAAAUGCCGGAAUUGGAGUAAACGUUGAUAGCGUGCAUGUUGACUUGCCAGGACAACAUGAUAAUCCAUUAGAUGGCACGCCAGUUAUUCACAGAGAAGGACAACAAAACAUAGGUAAUAGAGGUUUUGGUAACAAACCUGCGACGUUAUCCUCGGGUGCAAGUAUAUUUGGAGACGUUCAUGUUGAUUUACCGGGAGAACAUGGUAAUGUUGGUGAACAUCCAGUCAUACACAGAGAUUCAUUACACACUGGACAUCAGGACAUCGCUCCAAUGGAUAAUGUUCACGUUGAUAUGCCUGGGCAGCAUGAUAAUCCUGCAAAUGGAUUCCCAACUAUUCACAGAGAAACAACUCACAUUGGAACUCAAGAAAGGGCACCUAUUGGUAAUGUUCAUGUUGAUUUACCGGGACAACAUGGGAAUCCUAUAGAUGGACAGCCAGUCAUUCACAGAGAAGCAACACACAUAGGGCCACAAGCUGAUAUUCCAUUAGGUAAUGUCCACAUCGAUUUACCAGGACAGCAUGGAAUUCCUGCCAACGGUAUGCCAACUAUUCAUAGAGAAGUAAUGCCAAUGGAAUCACAGGGUGGUGCACCAAUGGGUAACGUGCACAUUGAUUUACCAGGGCAACAUGGCGUUCCUGCAAAUGAUAUGCCAACUAUUCAAAGAGAAGCAACACCAUUCGUACCACCAGUUGGUACACCAGUAGGUAACAUGCACAUUGGAUCGCAAGGUGGUGCACAGAUGGGCAACGUUCACAUUGAUUUACCAGGUCAACAUGGCAUUCCUGCCAACGGAAUGCCAACUAUUCACAGAGAAGAAACACCAAUCGUACCACCAGUUGGUACACCAAUGGGUAACAUGCAUAUUGGAUCGCCAGGUGGUGCACAAAUGGGCAACGUUCACAUUGAUUUACCAGGUCAACAUGGCAUUCCUGCCAAUGGAAUGCCAACUAUUCACAGAGAAGCAACACCAAUCGUACCACACAUUGGUGCACCAGUGGGUAACGUGCACAUUGAUCUACCAGGGCAACAUGGCAUUCCAGCUAACGGUUUGCCGACCAUUCACAGAGAAGUCACACCUUUUGGACCGCAGGUAGGUGAUGUGCACGUUGAUUUACCAGGACAACAUGGCAUUCCUCCCAAUGGUAUCCCAACUAUUCAUAGAGGAGCAACAGAAAUAGGAAUACAAGUUGGUACACCCAUAGGUAACGUUCACGUUGAUAUGCCAGGUAACCACGGAAAUCCAAUGCACGGAAUUCCAACUGUCCAUAGGGAACCGGAAAUACCAAGAGGUUUAGGUAAACCAAGUCAUCCAAAACAUUCUGGUAUUCAUAUUGAUGCUCCCGGAGAACAUGGAAACCAGUUGAAUGAGCCAGCAUUGCAUCUUCCUCCAGGGGCAACUAUAGAAGACGCUAUUGCAGCUGGGGUUAUUCCAGGUCCAAAACAGUUUGAUCAUAGUAUUUCUAAAGGAAUUGUGCCAGGUAUGUCUCCGGUUGUGCCAACAGGAGUGUUGCCCGGCACAAAAAAUGUGCCUGUGCCCAAGAGAGUUGGAAAAGAGCUUACAAAUCACGGCAUAUUUCCUAAACCGAAUUCACUACACAUACCAGGUUCAAGUAAAGGAAAAAGUCUUGGGGACAUGUUAGGUUUACCAACGGUUCACUUAAAGGAAUCUAUCGGUAUUAAUGACUAUGACCGUACAAACGUUGGUGUCAUCGAUGAUAAUAGUGUUUUGCUUAAAAAGGGAGGUCGGCGACGUAAUGGACGUCAUGGGAAACGCCGCCGCCAAGGUCGCAAAUGGCAUCAUCUUACAACUACAACUCCUGCUCCAAAGAAAUCCAGCGGAGGUGGCAUUACGAUAAUUAGAAAAACAAAUCCUAAUCCUUUAGCAGUAUUGGGCGAUGCUUUGAGAUCUGCCUUUAAUAACCGAAACUCUGGAGGUGGUGGCCUUUUAGGUACUUUGAUGCGAUCUGUUGUCAAUGCUCAACAGGGACCUCGAAUUUUACCACCAGGGGGCGUUAUAAUGAGACCUAUCAGAAUACAGCCAAUCGGCGGGCAACUUUUUGGACGUUUAUUUGGUGGAAAGUGAUAAUGUAUGAUCAAAUAACAGAUAGUAGCCAAUUACAAAAGAUGAAUAUUGUCAAUAUUAUAUUUAUAACUUAUCAAGCAAAAAAUGUCUCAUAAUUAUCAAACAUAUUUAAGGUUUGAAUUACAAAUAAUAGAAACGCUGAAAUGAGAUAAUGGCAUCUUUUAUGUUUCGACUUUAGAAUAUAUAUAGAAA
Messenger RNA from Ruditapes philippinarum (Manila clam), 3979 nucleotides. RefSeq lists its product as uncharacterized. Lineage: Eukaryota; Metazoa; Mollusca; Bivalvia; Venerida; Veneridae. The transcript is spliced from 2 exons. The record is from RefSeq and is a predicted model, not a curated record. Bases 29 to 3787 code for a protein of 1252 amino acids.